Trematosphaeria pertusa is the source of this 1227-nucleotide messenger RNA. RefSeq lists its product as uncharacterized. The transcript has 5 exons. The record is from RefSeq and is a predicted model, not a curated record. The coding region runs from base 1 to 1227 and encodes 408 amino acids. Lineage: Eukaryota; Fungi; Ascomycota; Dothideomycetes; Pleosporales; Trematosphaeriaceae.
AUGUCUGCGACAUCCACACCGCUACCUGCGGGUAUCACGCCGCCGUAUGCGGCAAUUAACGACCAUGAUCAGUCGGGUCUUAUUGCUAUUUUGGCGGGGUUCUCGCUCGGGCUGGUGUUGCUGAGUGCGGGGAUAAGAAUGUAUGCGAGGCGCUACUCUGGGGAUUAUCGCAUUGAUGAUUAUACAAUCUUUGCGGCGGUGGGUUUCGCAAUUAUUCAGUCGUCGCUGGUGUUUUACGAAGUAGCUGUUGGCUUAGGAAAGGAGUGGACGGACCUUGAGGUAGACCAGUUGGUAAAGAUCCGGAAGUCUGUGUUGGCAAGCGACCUCUUCUACAUCAUCGUCCUCUUCUGCUCCAAAGCAUCCUGUGGCUUCUUCCUCCUCUGGCUCACGCCCUACAAAACGCAUCGGAAGCUCGUGUGGGGCCUGAUAGCAACCGAGAUUGUAUGGGUGACCACAAGCCUGUUCGUUGAAGGAUUUCGAUGUCCAGGAAGAAACUUGAUGGAGCACGCUACGCGAUGCACUGGAUUUUUCGCUCGGUGGGUCUAUGUCGGUGUAUUCGAUAUGCUGAUUGAAGUUGCUCUCAUCGUGACAUCGUCAUGUCUUGUAUGGAGUCGGCAAAUGACGCGGCGGCAGAAGUACGUCGUCGUAGGUGCCUUCGCCUGCCGCAUCCCCAAUAUUAUCCUCACCAUCAUCCGACUCGUCUUCCUCAGCGAGCCGAUAGUGGCUUCGACGUCGGACUUCUGGAACGCCCGCGUAAGCAGCGUCACUCAAAUCGCAAUCGGCUACACCGUCACUGCAUGCGUCGUGCCGUAUCUCCGCCCGCUCGUGCAAGCGUAUGAGCCAGGAAUAGGCCGCCGGCAAUCGAGAGAACCGUCUUUCAAGUUGUCAGAGCGAUCUUCAAGGGGCUCGCAGGGCGGGUCGGGGGCCAGAUCCAGGCAUAGAUCCGAGAAUUUGCGAAGUCCAGUUGAUAAGAUGCGAGCGGAAGAGAUAGGAAAUAAGGAACUGGCGUGUGUCGCAACAAAAGAGAAAUCGAAGAGCGCAGCAAAGAAAGGCAAGAGAGAUAUAGGGACGGAGGAAAGCCCCGGUCUGGUCAUAAAAAAGGCAGUGGAUUGGACGGUCACCCACCACCACGUAGACCAUAAGCAAAGCAUAGCGGUACCACCGGAGCAGCGAGAUGAUUCUCCAGUGAGUCCAAGGCAGGCCAAGGAGGGAUUCUCCUUCGUAUAG